UUUUUUUCUCUUUCCACGUUUCGGAGCUGAACGAUCGCCCCCUUUACUCUCUUCUCCGAAAAAGCUUUCGCCUUUCGGUUCUCUGUUUCCUGAUUCGUUUCUCUUUUGAGUCUUACUUCUAUAAAGAUUUUCCACCUUAUUGAUCUUUUUUCUUCCAAAUUUUCUUUGUUUGAAUGUUUUUCUUCUAAUCGGUCUCUCGGCCUAUCCGUUGGAGACGGUCGGCGAUAACAACCACUGCUUCCGAUUUUCGACAAUUUGAUUUGAAUGAAAACGGGGCGCUUCCUGGUUUCGAAAGAUUGCUUCAGAACAUUCGUCGACAAGAACACUGGGGAUCUCCCUCCGUUAACAAAUAGGGAGAAUCGAUUGAGGACAGUUCAUUUCUUGAUUUGCUGAACUAUCAUCGUCUUUUAUUCUCGGAAAACAUCAGAUCAUCGUUUAUUGAACGCGUUUCAUAUAAAGAUCAAUUCAUUUUCGAGUUUUGUCGUUCUUGGUCAAUUAACGGAGAUCGAUCUCCUGCUUUUAUCGGUUCUUGCAGUUUCUUGUCGAAUCGCCUAGUUUUUAGUUGAAUAUCUCAAUAUCCACUGUCAAGAUGAUGUGCUCUGUGAGGCAAUCGACAGCCAUUCUCACCGUUUCCGAUCUCUCAAAAUCAAGGCCAAAUGCACCGACUUCGCAAUCGCGACUCUCGUUGCUUUCCCCCGUUUCCAUUGCAAAAGGACCUAAUUUCGGUCUUUCGGCCCGUAAACCCCUGUAUAUUUCUUCCCUUCAAGGUUUUCGUUCUUUCGAAGGUGAAAGACCUCGCAAUUCGGUUAAUGAGUGCAAAGCGUAUGAAGCCGAUCGGUCAGAUCCAAUAGACGCCAACGUCGAAAUCCCCGACCAGACGGCUCGGUCCGCGGCAGCUCAGAAGCUGAAAAUUGGUAUAUACUUCGCAACUUGGUGGGCUCUGAACGUUGUUUUCAACAUCUACAACAAGAAAGUCCUGAACGCCUUUCCAUAUCCAUGGCUCACCUCCACCCUGUCUCUCGCAACUGGAUCACUGAUGAUGCUGAUUUCGUGGGCUACGAGAAUCGCGGAAACACCGAAGACCGAUUUGGAAUUCUGGAAAACCCUAUUCCCGGUCGCUGUGGCGCAUACCAUCGGCCAUGUCGCAGCAACGGUUAGCAUGUCGAAAGUUGCGGUUUCGUUCACUCAUAUCAUCAAGAGCGGAGAACCUGCUUUUAGCGUCUUGGUUUCAAGGUUUCUCUUGGGUGAAACGUUCCCGGUGCCGGUUUAUCUGUCUCUUGUGCCGAUUAUCGGUGGUUGUGCACUCGCCGCGGUCACUGAGCUAAACUUCAACAUGACUGGGUUCAUGGGCGCUAUGAUAUCGAAUCUGGCCUUUGUAUUCCGAAACAUUUUCUCAAAGAGAGGGAUGAAGGGGAAGUCCGUCAGUGGCAUGAACUACUAUGCUUGUCUCUCUAUGUUGUCUCUGUUGAUUCUCACACCUUUUGCCAUUGCUGUAGAGGGUCCACAGAUGUGGGCAGAUGGCUGGCAAAGAGCACUCUCUCAAAUUGGACCGAAUUUCAUAUGGUGGGUGGCAGCCCAAAGUGUGUUCUACCACCUAUACAAUCAAGUCUCAUACAUGUCGCUCGACGAGAUCUCCCCAUUGACAUUUAGCAUUGGCAAUACUAUGAAGCGGAUAUCUGUCAUUGUCUCUUCUAUUAUCAUCUUCCACACACCUGUCCAGCCCAUCAAUGCUCUGGGAGCUGCCAUCGCAAUCCUCGGAACUUUCCUUUACUCCCAGGCAAAGCAGUAAAGCCGUAAAGGGAAGGGUGAGGCAGUGGAAAUUGAUUCAAAUCAUGCUAAGCAGCAGAUAAUGGAAGGAUGGCAUCAGGAUGGAAUUUACCGCAAUUGUCAGUAAUGGACACAAUUUCUUAGUCUCAGAGCACUAGAUUUUGGUCUAGAGUGUGACCAGCGGCUUUUCUUGUUGUAGAUAAAAUAACAAAAACAAUAUUUUUAUAGAAGUGAUUUAGAUUAGAUUAUAGUUGCUUUCUUCUUCUAGGAGACUUUGUUCUGUUUUGCUGCAAACGAUAGAAAAUAAGAUAUUUAUUUGCAUUUCCUGAC
Molecule: messenger RNA, 2097 nt
Organism: Nelumbo nucifera (sacred lotus)
Lineage: Eukaryota; Viridiplantae; Streptophyta; Magnoliopsida; Proteales; Nelumbonaceae
Product: glucose-6-phosphate/phosphate translocator 2, chloroplastic-like
Biological process (GO): transmembrane transport
Cellular component (GO): membrane
Molecular function (GO): transmembrane transporter activity
Source: RefSeq, a predicted model, not a curated record